AUGCAAAUUCUCACUUCAACCAUCUUUAUCACCCUCCUCGGCGUUGCUGCCGCUUUCCCGGGCCUCACUCCUCGCCAGAACUUAAAGAAUGGAAUUCUCAUUUGCCCCAACGCCGAGGCAACCUUCGCUGACCCGAAAGUCAGCAUGGGUGCGGUUUGUACCCGCACUUACAGCUGCCAAUACGGCAGUGAUGGUAUCAAGAGCGGCAAUAUCUGGACCAACUCUUGCACUGGUUGCCCUCCUGAUCAGAAUGUCAACUCUUUUGGCAACUGUGUUUUUCAGUUUACCUUGGCUCAAGCUUUUAUUUGA
Molecule: messenger RNA, 309 nt
Organism: Fusarium subglutinans
Lineage: Eukaryota; Fungi; Ascomycota; Sordariomycetes; Hypocreales; Nectriaceae
Exons: 2
Coding region: 1-309 (102 amino acids)
Source: RefSeq, a predicted model, not a curated record